Messenger RNA from Saitoella complicata NRRL Y-17804, 1173 nucleotides. RefSeq lists its product as uncharacterized. Gene Ontology annotation, biological process: mRNA splicing, via spliceosome. NCBI's taxonomy places the organism in Eukaryota, Fungi, Ascomycota, Saitoellomycetes, Saitoellales, Saitoellaceae. Gene Ontology annotation, cellular component: nucleus. The transcript has a single exon. The record is from RefSeq and is a predicted model, not a curated record. The coding region runs from base 1 to 1173 and encodes 390 amino acids.
AUGAAUCAACAGGACUUCCGAAAGUUACUUGCAACUCCUCGACCUGGAUCCGGGGGCUCCGCGAACUCUCGGAGUGGGUUUGCGCUUCCUGGGCGUGGAAAGCCGGCGGGGGCCCUUGGUAUGACACCUCGGAAUGUCAAGCCGACUAAUGUCUUUGCGAAGCCUAAGUCUCCAGGAAAGGAAAAGAAAGAGAAAUCUAUACUGCCGGAAGGAUACGUAGAUCGGGCAAAACUUCGACAACAACAAGCGGACAAAGAGGAGGAGAAGCUGAAGGAUGUAGACGCAAGAACAGCUUAUGAGCAAAGCAAGCUACUUGGUGGUGAUCUGGAACAUACGCAUCUUGUUAAGGGACUAGACUUUGCUUUGUUGAAGAAAGUGAAGCAAGGAGAGGAUCUUAGUGGAGAGAAACCACGGGAAGAGGGGCCCAAGGGUGGCGUGGAAGAAGAUCUGGAAGCUGCUUUCCAGACAGCCAAAGCAGAGCCGCCAAAGAAGAUGACACGCGACGAGCUAUUAGCAAAGAUGCGAGCGGGAAGAACUGUUGCAAAAUCAUCAAAACCGGUAGAGGAAGGACUGGAUAAGUCUAAAUUCAGAAAAAUCGGCGUGCCACCACCGCCGGCCGAGGAGCCAAAGGAAGAAGAAGAGAAAGUCAAGAUUGUUGUCGGACCGGACGGGAAGAUCAAGAGACUUGUCAAGAAAAAGAAGAAGACACAGCAGGAGAAGAAGCCGGAACCUGAACCAGUGGCGAAUCCGAUGAACGAUGACGGUGAUAUCUUCGCAGACGUCGGCGAAUACGAUCCAUUCGCCGGCAUGGACUCAAGCGACGACGAAAAGACAGAUAAGGAAGAAACGAAAGAACCAAGCGAAACCCCAGCAGAACCCCCAAGACGAAACUACUUCACAUCCACCACCGCAGACUCCGACUCCGACGGAGAUAUCACCACCGAAUCCCUCCGCAACGACCCAACUCUCAAAGCCGCCCUCAAAAAAGCCUCACAAAUUGCCGAAAAGAAAGGAACGGAGCUCGAGGAUGAGGAGGAGGUCAAGGCACGGAAGAGGAUGGAGAUGUUGGCUAGGGAUGAUGCGGAUUUUGAGUUUGGGAGUGAUGAGGAUGAGGGGCCGAAGAAGAAGAAGAGGCGAAGAAAGGCAAAGGGAGAUGAUGACGAUGAUGAUUAA